Messenger RNA from Helianthus annuus (common sunflower), 1374 nucleotides. Its product is annotated as galactolipase DONGLE, chloroplastic. Gene Ontology annotation, cellular component: chloroplast. Gene Ontology annotation, biological process: jasmonic acid biosynthetic process. Lineage: Eukaryota; Viridiplantae; Streptophyta; Magnoliopsida; Asterales; Asteraceae. The coding region runs from base 1 to 1374 and encodes 457 amino acids. The transcript has a single exon. The record is from RefSeq and is a predicted model, not a curated record. Gene Ontology annotation, molecular function: glycerophospholipid phospholipase A1 activity.
AUGGCGUCUAAAUCACUCCCUAACGUGAUAAACAAUUGCUGCAUGAAUCUUUAUAAGUUCCCACUAAUUAAUCCUUUAAAUACCAUCAGCCAUGAAAAACUGCAUUCAUUCAGACCUAAUGUCACCAAGAAGAUCUGUUGCUGUACUGUUACAAUUACCUCUUUACCCUCAUCACUUUCAUCAGUUAGGGUUUGUAACAAUUCUGCUAGUUUACCUCUUAACUGGAGGGAUGUUCAAGGCUUAAACAACUGGGAAAAUCUCAUCCAACCGUUAAAUCCUCUUCUCCAAGGUGAAAUAAUCCGUUAUGGCAAGUUUGUCACUGCAUGCUACGACGCUUUUGAUCUGAACCCUAAUUCCAAACGCUACUUGAAUUGCAAGCACAACAAGAACCGAAUGUUUUUAGAGGUAGGGUGGGGAGACUGUGGUUAUGCGGUUACAAAAUAUGUUUAUGUCACCGCUAACAUCAGCAUUCCAAUCCAAAAUGGUGGUUCGUGUGCCCGGUGGGUAGGGUAUAUUGCGGUGUCGUCGGACGAGGAGGUGAAAAGGAUUGGGAGGAGGGAUAUUUUGGUAACUUUCCGUGGGACAGUUACUUAUCAGGAAUGGAUAGCGAACUUAAUGAGUUCGCUAUCUCCUGCAAGGUUGGAUCCUAAUGAUCCCAAACCUGAUAUCAUGGUUGAGGCUGGUUUCCUCAACCUGUAUACUUCUUCUGAGACCAACAAUAGAUUUGGUCUUGGAAGUUGUCGAGAACAACUUCUUUCAGAAAUUUCUCGGCUUUUAAGAAAAUAUAAAAAUGAAGAAUUAAGCAUAACGUUAGCAGGGCAUAGCAUGGGUAGCUCAUUGGCCCUGCUACUUGCGUAUGACAUAGCAGAAAUUGGCCUGAAACCACCCUCGGUCCCAUUAACCGUUUUUUCAUUUGCGGGACCAAGGGUUGGGAAUAUCCAUUUCAAGGAAAGGUGUGAAGAAUUGGGAGUGAAAGUUCUCAGGAUCGUUAACGCAAACGAUCCUAUAACAAAACUCCCAGGGGUUAUAUUCAAUGAGUCCUUGAAUACUUGGAGGAGUGCUUGUUAUGCCCACGUCGGAAUUGAAUUGGUACUCGACUGUCUGAAGUCAUAUGAAGACGAAACAUCGGGGAUCAUGAUAGAUACAAGAGUUACAAAAGUUGUGAACAUGAUGGAAUUAUUCAAGAUAGAGGACAUUCUAUGUGUUCAUGACAUGCAAACUUAUAUUGAAAUGAUUAAGAAUUGCCCCAGGAGAUCAAGAAUCCGAAGGAAAGGGGUUGAUUUGAUUAAAAAGUUGAAAGAAAUGAACACGACUUCAGUAGCAUGGAAAUAUGUUGCAAUAACAUGGGUUGUUUUGCUUACCAUGGUUGUGUAA